CACUUUUUUUUCUGCUCAGAAUGCUUCACUGCUCCCGAAUUUACGACAAAGAUGACGACAGUUGGGGAAAGUGUUUCUUUGAAAUGUCCCCAAAAUUACAAGUUUCCUGGGAGUCUUCUUUGGAUCCGACUUGUUUCUAGAACCUUUCCUGAAUUUAUAUUUGGGACGUCAACACACAAUUCACGCUUGAUUGAAAACAGGACAUUUAGCAUUGCAGAGCGCAUCUCAGCCAAACGAAUGCCAGGAGAGUUUGUUCUGCAAAUUCGAAAUGUGCAGAAAAGUGACAGUGUGGUCUAUUACUGUUUGAAAGUGACUCAGCACGAACUGAAGUUUUUGACUGGAACAUUUCUUCAGGUCAAAGACAAUUACAGUAACUCAGCUGCUGCAACUCAAGGCUCGAGGUCUGUUGAGAGCCGCUCAAGAUCGUCCGUGACUUUACGGUGCUCGGUCCUCAAGCCCCUUGGGAAUAAAACAUGUACAGACGGACACAAAGUAUACUGGUUCAGAUCUGGUACAGACGAGGCACAUCCCAGCUUCAUUUACGCUCAUGAAGAAUGUCAAGAGGUAAAAAAAAACUUGGUGCAGAAAUGCUUUUAUGGGUUCUCAAACAACCUCAGCUCCUCCGAUGCCGGAAAGUACUCCUGUGCUGUGGCUGCAUGUGGGGAGAUUUUUAUGGGAGAGGUCACCAAAAAAGUUCAAAAUGCGGAUGGGUGUGAUUUACUCCAGUAUCUGGGAGCAGCUUUGGCCCUGAGCGUCAUCUCUUUAGCCUUCCUGAUCAAAAAGAGCGUGACCCAAACAUGUUUUUGCUGCAUAGGUAAGCGAUUCUGCACAUUAAUAAUCAUCACGAGAGGUUUUUCAUCUUAUUUGAUCCGGUGAGAAAUCCUUCCAUGGAGCUCCUCGGAUUUGUACACAGCAAUUAAACAUGACCAUAAAUGUAACCAUAAAUGUUUUACAUAUUUUUCAGAAAACACAUCAUAACGUCACAAAUUCAUCCAUUUAGUGAAGAAAAAAAUAAUAUCCAGAGAAUUAAAAAACUAAAACUGUCCUCUGUUAUGGAACAAUAACAAAGAUGUAUUUUGUCUGAAUAAAAAGUCGAGUUUUUCCGAGACCUUCCAAGAAAGUCGGAAUAUUGUGACAUUGAAGUAAAUUUUAUUCAAGAUAUGGCACCUUUAUUUUCUACAAAUAAUAUAGACCUUUAUACCUGUCAUAAGACACUUAUUGUUGGGGAAAAAAACUCUAUGAAUGCAGGGAUAUCAAAUUUAUGUGAUAAUCGAUCAUAACAAUCGAUCUGUUCCGCAAUGCUUUUAACACCUUUUAAUCUCUUUCACCCAUAUUUGCUUUUUUGUUCAUCUAAAUGUGCUUCUGGGAAAUUAUGUAUGCUUGUUUUAAGUGCACAUUUUUAUCCUGUGUUUUAAGCUAUUGUAAAGUGUCUUUGAGUACGAUGAAAAGCUCUUUCAAAGAAAAUGUAUUAUUAUUAUUCUUAUUAUAAUCAUAAAAGAGCUUUUCAGUGGCCCACCUUGUGAUGCACAUGACUUGUUUUCUCAGAGUGACGAGGACUCUUUGGUUUAUUCCAUGACGAAAAUAAUCGUCAGGAAAAGUGGCAAAGGAGGCCAGACGGAUGUGAGACGUCCGGACGAAUGCAGUACAUAUACCGACGUUUGUGUCGUGAGGAGAAAUUUCAAUGAUCCCUCGUUUUGAAAAAGUUACUCAGGAAAAGACGAUGAUCAAUUUUAUUUCACGAUAAUAUAAAAAUGUUGAGGUUGUAUUUGGAAGGGUCAUGUCGUAAAGCGUCAUCAUGUGCUCAUGUUUUACUUGAAAACCGCUGCAAAUAAAAUUGCUGUAUUUCUUUGUUUA
This is a messenger RNA of Hippocampus zosterae (dwarf seahorse), 1854 nucleotides long. RefSeq lists its product as uncharacterized. Lineage: Eukaryota; Metazoa; Chordata; Actinopteri; Syngnathiformes; Syngnathidae. The transcript is spliced from 3 exons. The record is from RefSeq and is a predicted model, not a curated record. Gene Ontology annotation, biological process: response to bacterium. Bases 52 to 876 code for a protein of 274 amino acids.